This is a messenger RNA of Trichophyton benhamiae CBS 112371, 1575 nucleotides long. RefSeq lists its product as uncharacterized. The coding region runs from base 1 to 1575 and encodes 524 amino acids. The record is from RefSeq and is a predicted model, not a curated record. NCBI's taxonomy places the organism in Eukaryota, Fungi, Ascomycota, Eurotiomycetes, Onygenales, Arthrodermataceae. The transcript is spliced from 2 exons.
AUGGACCUCUUCCGGCGAUCCCAGUUCUCAGAUUAUAUCAAGAAGGCCCUCUGCUCUCACAAAAUUCCAGGCAUCUCUAUCUCCAUUGUACAGGAUCGUACUAUCGCAUCUGGAGCAUUCGGCAAGUCAAGUUUAGAUCCAUCAACAAACUUUACCCCUGACACACUCGUUGGCAUCGGCUCUAUUUCCAAAUCUCUCACCGCUGCAGCAGUUACACUCCUAGUUCAGGACAAUGUAAAUUAUCCUCAGGUUCAGUAUGAUACUCUUAUGUCGAGCCUUCUACCUGAUGAUUUUGUUAUGUCUGGUGAAAACCACCGGGAUGUCACUGUGGAGGAUAUAUUAACCCACCAGACUGGUAUGCCGACGCAUGAGUUCUCCGUGUUUGGUCCCAGCGCAGAGCAGCCGGAUGACCCUCGCUCAAUUACAAGAAAUUUGCGAAAUCUGCCCACCAUAGGGGCUAACAGAAGUGGAUUUGUAUAUUCCAAUACGAUGUAUACUGUUGCCUCCUACCUAGUGGAACAUGUUACUGGAGAUAGCUUUGCAGACUUCCUGGAGAAGCGGAUAUUCCUACCACUUAAAAUGGAGUCCACUAGUGUCCAGCCGUGGCGUGCGCUAGCUAAAACGAAAGGGCAGAACAUUUCAGUUGGAUAUCUAUGGGAUAAAAAUGCAAAGACGUUCAAAUCAUCUCCCUUCCUGGACCGUCCAGAAUCCCAAGGCGCCGGACAACUGAUCACAACCGCCAGCGAUCACGCUAAAUGGAUCAAAGCUAUGAUAAACCGAGAAGGGCCAAUAACUGAAGACGUUUACAACCUCCUGACUAAGAAACGAGUGUUGGAGGAUGCAUCAAAAGAUCAAUAUUCAGAGAAUCCGUCUUUUUAUGGACUUGGCUGGCAAAUUCAAGACUAUUCUGGAUAUACUAUUGUGUCUCAUGAGGGUGGAGAGGCUGGAUCAUCGUGCGAUAAUUUUUUCGUUCCAGGACUGAAAUUUGGAGCGUUUAUCUUCUGUAACGCGGACCACGCUCAUAAUGUGAUAAGCUUGGUGAAGUACCGCCUGCUGGACCAAGCAAUACUCGAGCGACAAGGGGGUUUAGCUUGCAUAAAUGGAAAACUCCAGCCCAGCUUUGAGCCAGAUUGGGGUCUAGACUUUGACACUGACGACCCUGAUGACCUUUAUGAUGAUGAUAUCCAAACAGAGGAGGAACUUAUACAAGAGCUUUGUCCUGAUAUAAACGGGCUCCGGUCUCAGCCCCAGGAAAUACCAUUGGACUCCUACACAGGGCUAUAUUGGAACCAGGGUUACCGCGGGAUCAAGGUAGAAAACAGAGGUGAUCAAUUGUUUAUUGAUUGUACUGAUCGAACAACGCCGUUUACGCUUGCUUUCAAGCACAUACGUGAGCAGGUGAAAUAUAUAGUGUAUGUCACAGAGGUCCACGGAAACGACAUAUUCCCUAUUAAAGCAGAAUUCGUACUCGAUAACAACAACAGAGCAACGAAGCUUGGACUGCAGCUGGAACAGACUAUGAACGGAUACAUCUGGUUCAUACGGAGAAGCCUAUACAUAGACACCGUAUAUUAG